Messenger RNA from Gossypium raimondii (Peruvian cotton), 1510 nucleotides. RefSeq lists its product as uncharacterized. The transcript has 3 exons. The record is from RefSeq and is a predicted model, not a curated record. The coding region runs from base 53 to 1510 and encodes 485 amino acids. NCBI's taxonomy places the organism in Eukaryota, Viridiplantae, Streptophyta, Magnoliopsida, Malvales, Malvaceae.
AACAAUUUCAACUGACGUGUUGCCAAGUUUGUCAAAAUUAGAAGAAUUAUAUAUGGGUGGCACUUCUAUUCAAUGGGGACAACCCAAUGCUAGUCUUGCUGAACUGAACACACUAUCUCAUUUGUCCACUUUAGAAGUUCAAAUUCCAAACGCCGAGGCUGCCCCAGAGGAUUUCUUUCAAAAGUUGCAGAAGUUGGAAAGAUACAAGAUUUUCAUAGGAAAGGAAUGGGAGCGGUUUGGCAACUAUCAAUAUUCAAGAACCUUAAAACUCAGGCUAAACACAAGCUUUGAUGAUUUGGAUCAUGGAAUUAAGAAGUUGGUAAAGAGAACUCAAGAUUUACAAUUGGAUGAACUGAAAGGUGUGAAGAUUGCACUGAAGGAGUUAUCAGAUGAGGAAAGGCUAUCACAUUUGCAGAAUCUGCAUAUCCAAAAUGGUUUGGAUAUUGAAUCUAUCACUAAUGAUAGAAAUGAAUUUCUUGAAUUGCAGUCCUUGACAUUGCAGGGUCUUCCUCAACUCGUUAGCUUUUGCUCUCAAGACAAAAUCGAUGCUACCUCAUUGCCUCAACGUGAAUUGCCACUUUUCGGAGAAAAGAUAUCGUUCCCUUCCUUGGAGAAAUUGCAGUUAUCAUCGCUUAAUGUUACAAGGGUAUGGCAGAACCAGUUGUCAAAUGUAUCUUUUUACACUCAUGAGAAGUUAACCACAUUGAAAAUCGAGGGUUGUGGAAACAUAAUUUACCUAUUAUCAUUUUCUAUGGCUAAAUAUCUAGUUCAUCUCAAAUAUUUUGAGGUAACUAAGUGCAACUGUUUAGAGGAGAUAAUCUUUUGGGAGGAUAUAGAAGAAGAAACUCAGGUUGCCAUGACUUUAUCAUUAUUUCCUCAGUUAGAGUCCUUAGAGCUAAAGGAUCUUCAGCAUUUGCGUGGAUUUUGCUUCAAUUCUCAAAAUAAAGUUAUUGAAUUUCCAUUUAUGAAGUCAAUGACGAUAUACAACUGUUCAAACUUGGAGGGCUUCAUAUUUAGAUAUACAAGGGAAGGGAACCAACGAAUCUCUAGUCAAGGUGAUCUGUUUGACAAUAAGGUUGCAUUUCCCAAACUACAACAAUUGACUGUUGGAGGAUGUGAUAAGUUGUUAACCAUUUUUCCAUCUAAUAUGCAUGAAGAAAAAGAAACAGCUUUACUUGCAACCGCUCAACUAAGAAAAUUGCAUAUUUUUAGAUUACCAAAGUUGAAGUAUAUUUGGAAAAAUGAUCCCAAAGGAAUUUUUUCAUUUAAAAAAAUCUGUGCAAUAUCUGUUUUGGGCUGUCGAAGUUUGAAGAAUGUAUUUCCAGCCUCAGUAGCCAAAGACCUACCACAACUUGGUUUUCUUGCAAUAUCUGAUUGUGGAGUGGAGGAGAUUGUUUCCAAAUUAGAGGCAGGAUCAGAUUCGGAAACUGCUGUCAAUUUCGAAUUUGAUAACUAUACGCCCUUACACUUCCGCAUAGUGGUAAGCAUACCGCAAAGUGGCCAAUGUUAA